UUCGCUUCGUUUUGCUACGACUGACGUCACUCCAGAAAGUUCUCGCUGAGAAGAUGGCAAUGUCACUCGCAAACUCAGUCAGUUCCCUCCACUCCUCACUCGGUCUAGUCGACGAUUCCAUCGCUAUCCUCGACUCUGGCGUCAGCGACUUCCCACGCAUUUCCAAAGUCCUGCAAACAACAAGGCACUUCGAGCUUCUCCCCGAACCAACCAUCCGUGAAGCCCAAAAGGCCCUCUUAGACGAAAUCACCCCAAGCAUCGCACACUUGCUCUCCCUCGCCUCAAACCACGUUGAAAAGCUUUCUCGUCGCGAACAAGGUCUCCGUGCGAAAUGUGAACUGCAGGAGGGAAGACUUAACUCCGAGAGCCGCAAAACCUCGACACGCGGACAGAGACAUACAGCCAGUGGAGAGGCUGGUUCCGCAGCGAAAGCGCUCGAGUUGAGAAGAUUGGUUCAGAAGAAAGAGCGGCUUAAGUAUGCCGUUGAACGUCUGGAGCUGCAAAGUACGCAGAGAGAACGGCAGUUGAGGAAGAGUAUGGCUUUUUAUUAAUUGAAUCGAUGCGAUUCAUGCAAGUUGAGAAAACUGGCAUGAUUCUCUCA
This is a messenger RNA of Aspergillus nidulans FGSC A4, 601 nucleotides long. RefSeq names its product DASH complex subunit SPC19. Gene Ontology annotation, cellular component: spindle; spindle microtubule; nucleus. The transcript has 2 exons. The record is from RefSeq and is a predicted model, not a curated record. Gene Ontology annotation, biological process: attachment of spindle microtubules to kinetochore. NCBI's taxonomy places the organism in Eukaryota, Fungi, Ascomycota, Eurotiomycetes, Eurotiales, Aspergillaceae. Bases 54 to 551 code for a protein of 165 amino acids.